Dictyostelium purpureum is the source of this 1428-nucleotide messenger RNA. RefSeq lists its product as uncharacterized. The transcript is spliced from 2 exons. Bases 1 to 1428 code for a protein of 475 amino acids. NCBI's taxonomy places the organism in Eukaryota, Evosea, Eumycetozoa, Dictyosteliales, Dictyosteliaceae. Gene Ontology annotation, molecular function: protein phosphatase regulator activity; protein binding. Gene Ontology annotation, biological process: peptidyl-serine dephosphorylation. Gene Ontology annotation, cellular component: cytosol; protein phosphatase type 2A complex. The record is from RefSeq and is a predicted model, not a curated record.
AUGUUAGAAUCCUUACCAGUAGAACUAAUAUUUGAUAUUAUACUUUAUUAUUUUAAAUACUCAAAACCAGAUUAUAAAAAAAAUUUCAAAAAACUUUUUCAGAAUUGUUAUGGAUUAAUCUUUUUAAAUAAAACAAUUUUUGAACAACUAGUAAACUAUUCAAAGUUUUGGAGGUUUUUAGCUGAAAAGUUUAGUGAAGAUAGAAUAAAUAUUCAAGUUUUGGAUUAUAAUUUAGAUAAAUUAAACUCGAAUAUUUACAAUCGAGCAUAUUAUAUUACAAGUAUAUAUAAAAUUAGAAAUUAUUUAUUCCGUGAAAUUGAAGGCAAUCAAUCAAAUAGACAUUCAAUUGUAUAUCGUUUUACAAAAACAUCAGUAUGUUCAAUUCCAUUUGAAAGUAGUUUUGUUGUUGGUGGAUUGGGUAGAAAUGAUUAUCCAUUUUUAAGAGCAUUCAAUUAUAAAGGUGAUGAACAAAUUAAUUAUUUACCAUUCAACAAGAUACCAGAAUUUAAAGGUAAACCAAUUGAUUCAAUUACAUGUCAAAAUAAAGUUUUAAUAUUUAGUGUUAGGGAUAGUAAUAAUAUUUCAGUUUUUAAAACAUCAAGUUUAAAUGAGGAAAAAAGUGGUCUAAUCGGUAUUGAAAGUUUUAACUGUCUCUCCCAAGGAAGUCAUAACCGUGUAAAGAUGAGCCCAAGCAAUCCAAAUCACCUAGCAAUUGGUAGUAGUGAUGGUAGCUUAAACAUAUAUGAUUUAAAUCAUAUUUUGACAAAAGAUUACUUUAAUUUAGAUUUUGAUGGAGAAAACAAUGCACCAUCAAUUUGGAGCCACAGCAAUAUAGAGUUACCAAUUUUAGAUAUAACAUUCUCUGAGGAUGGAAAUUACAUUUUCGAAGUUGGAGAGUCAUUGAAUAAUAACUCUGGUUACUACAAAAAUACAGGUUUUGCAAGAUGUUGGGAUACUAGAGCACCUCCUUCAAAUAUGGUUUGGAGCUUAGCAGAAUCAACCGAGUUUGGUGGUAUAGACAAGUCUGAAGAUGGUACUAAAAUUGCAUAUGUCGGUAGAUGUGGCAUUACUCGUGUUAUAGACCUUAGAAAUCCAGAAAUUCCUUUCUCUUUACUAAAACCACCUUUAUCAAGACACUAUUUCUAUACUUCAAAUACUCCAUUCUUCAAAGAAAGUGUUCGUUGGCUUCCAGGUAGUGACUAUUUAGUAUCUUCAAAUUAUCAAGAGCUCAAUAUUUGGAAUAUUGAUCAAGAUAACCUUCCUCAAACAUCUUUUAAAAUCAAUAAAAGUUCUGCAUCAGAUAAUCAAUUGGAUAUCACAGAGGAUGGUCUCUUAUUAUGCAGCUAUGACACAAUUUGGGGUAUAAAUGAUAUUAGUGAUAUUUCAAUUUACACAUAUUUAAACUAUAAAGGUAUAGAAAAUAAAUAA